Trichoplax adhaerens is the source of this 936-nucleotide messenger RNA. RefSeq lists its product as uncharacterized. Gene Ontology annotation, biological process: mitochondrial electron transport, NADH to ubiquinone. NCBI's taxonomy places the organism in Eukaryota, Metazoa, Placozoa, Uniplacotomia, Trichoplacea, Trichoplacidae. Gene Ontology annotation, cellular component: cytoplasm. The transcript is spliced from 7 exons. The coding region runs from base 1 to 936 and encodes 311 amino acids. The record is from RefSeq and is a predicted model, not a curated record.
AUGACUAACUAUCUAACGCGAUUGCUGAAGAAAAUGCAGCCUGUCAGAUCCAUUUGCAGUCAUAGCGCCAAUAUUACGCAAUUAACUCAUACUCACACUAAUACCGCAAAAAUUAUUAGUGUAGAAGGUAACAUUGGAGCUGGAAAGACUACGUUAGCGAAUAAUAUUGGUGAAAUUCUUGGAUACAAAGUAUUCUACGAACCAGUUAACCAAAAUCCUUACCUUGCAAAAUUUUACGAAAGUCCAAAGGAUUAUGCAUUCAAGCUGCAAUUGUGGAUCUAUCGACAACGCUUCUUGAUUUAUUGCAAUGCACUACAACAUUAUUUAUCCACAGGACAAGGGGUUAUCUUAGAUCGAUCUGUUUACAGCGAUAGAGUCUUUGCCAAAACUGGAAAUAACGAUGGAUUUAUAUCAUCAACCGAGUAUGAUCAAUAUGAAUUGUUACGCCAACAGUUAUUAAAUAGAGUUAUUCCUCCCCAUUUAUUGGUCUAUCUUCAUGUUUCACCGACUGAUUGUCUUGAAAGAGUGCGAAAGCGUGGUCGAAUAUACGAGAAAAGUAUAUCCACCUCUUACCUGCAGAAAUUGGAAGAUGAAUUCGAUAAUUUUGUAGAAGAAAUGAGGUUUUUCGCUCAUAUUUUCUUUUAUUAUUGCAAUAAUUUAGUGUUCAAAUUUAAACAAUGUUCUUGUAGACGCAGUGGCGUUAGCGUUUACUGGUACGAUUGGUCAAAAUAUGGAAAUAUCGAAAAGAUUAUUGCCGACAUAAAUCGGCAAGAUUCGACCGUUGAAAAUUCUAAAAAUAUAAAUGAAGUCAAGAAGUUUAUCUGUAAUCGGGAAGAAAUAUUAUCAAUACUACAUCCAUAUGAAAUUGCUAAUCUAAAUGAUGAAAUUGAUCAAAAAGCUGAAUUAGAUUAUUGGUUACGGGAGCAGAUACAAUAA